CUAAAGCUAAAGUAGCGCAGGCGUCUAAGUAAAGGCUGAAUCCCAAAUGGAGUCCUACUAUCUUUAUAGUGCACUACAUAGGCAGUAGAAGCCAUUAUUUCAUAGCCUCCGAAGUGAACAAUUUUAGGAGGUUCAGAGUUAUUUGGAAGUCAGUGUUGUCCGUUCUUGUUAUUUAGCGCUAUUUAGAGUUUUCUUUGCAGGCUGUAUGAGCUGGCUAACGGACUAGCCUCGAAUCAAAGACGGGGACAGCGCCGGCCUGGCGAUCCGGGGCUUUUCCUGAAAUUCGAAUCCGACCACCGCGAGGGAAUGCUGGGGCGCGACGCCGUCGAGUUCCCAGUGGCUGUGGUUCUGCCGGCCGCUGGUUGCGGUGAAAGGACAGGGCUGUCGACCCCCAAACAGUUCUGCACUUUUCUCAACAGACCACUCAUCAGCUUCACCAUCGAAACUUUUGAAAGAAUCCCGUGGGUUGAAAGCAUCGUCGUUGUAGUUGCCAAGGAGAGCCAUGAGCUCAUGCUGCAAAUCAUCCAUCAGUUUCAACAUGCAAAAGUGAAAGUGGUUGAAGGGGGAACCACGAGACAUAGAUCCAUCUUCAACGGUCUUCAGGCAUUCAGCGAGAGCGCAGAGGGUCCCGUGCUUCCCAGACCAAAGGUGGUCAUCAUCCACGAUGCCGUGCGUCCGUUCAUAGAGGAGGACUUUCUACUCAAAAUUACACUGGCAGCCAAAGAGCAAGGGGCUUCUGGGGCCAUCCGUCCUCUGGUGUCCACAGUGAUUGCCACCACCUCCGAAGGCUUCCUGGACCAUUCACUGGAGCGAACUAAGUACAGGGCCAGUGAAAUGCCCCAAGGAUUUCUCUAUGAUGUCAUCUAUCAGGCCUACCAACGGUGCAGUGAGUUUGACUUUGAGUUUGGCACCGAGUGCCUGCAUUUGGCCCUGCAGUACAGCGGCACCAGUGCCAAGCUCAUUGAGGGACCACCGACACUGUGGAAAGUGACGUACAAACGCGAUUUGGCUGCAGCAGAGUCAAUUAUUAAAGAGACUCUCUUGCUGUCAGCGUGCCUCAUCUCAGGAGCCAUGGCAGAAACCAUUGAGCUUUCCAACAGGCUCCAGAAAAACCUGGAAUCCAACCAUAUGGCAGUGGAUGUUAUCCCAUGCACAAAGGAAAAUAAUAAACUGCUGCUGAAGACCAGGAACUUCAUCCAGAUAUCUACCAGUGGUGCAAGUUUAUCUGAAACCGAGGAGAUGGUGAAGUUUUUUAAGGAGUCAAAGCAUGCCCUUUUGUAUCCGGUUGUUAUUGUAUGGGUUCAUUUACGUAUGUCAGAUGAGGCAUCGGAUAUCCAAACGAAUGAAGAGCUGACUGCCAUCAUGGAUCUCUCCAUGAAGGUCAAGCAGGGGAAUAUUUUACUCUACUGUGUGCAAAUUAUUUACUCUAAGGUCCCUGAGCUCUGGGAGAGGUCUGUAGCAAGACUAUCAGAAAUCACAGAAUCUCUUGUGAGAGACAGAAACCCAGUUCUUACUGGACAGAUGCUACAAGCCUGAGACACCAGGGUCAACCCCCCCCCCCCCCCCCCCCCCCACACACACACACACAUGCAUUCUCUUUGUGGGGUUUUCCAGUGACAUACGUGUUAUUGAAGCUAAACAAUGAAACAAUGCUAUGCCUACACCUACAGUACACACAACCCCCACCUUAACCUCAGUAACCCAAAGGAAACCAUUGGCACCAGCUAAAUAUCUCCACAAUGGCAAACCUGUCACGUAUACAUUUGGUCCCCAUAAAAAGAUUCUUUUUUUUUUUUUAAUGGCCCACACACAGCACCACCUCAGCCAUGGACUUAAUCCACUGUACAUUAUUUUUAAAAAAUGACACAUUAUAAAACCCUGAUGUGUAAGCUGUUUAAUAAAAAAACUUUUCUAUAUUUUUAAACUA
Messenger RNA from Ictalurus punctatus (channel catfish), 1927 nucleotides. It is a transcript of the gene crppa, whose product is annotated as CDP-L-ribitol pyrophosphorylase A. Gene Ontology annotation, cellular component: cytosol. The record is from RefSeq and is a predicted model, not a curated record. Lineage: Eukaryota; Metazoa; Chordata; Actinopteri; Siluriformes; Ictaluridae. Gene Ontology annotation, biological process: isoprenoid biosynthetic process; protein O-linked glycosylation via mannose. Gene Ontology annotation, molecular function: D-ribitol-5-phosphate cytidylyltransferase activity. The transcript has 10 exons. The coding region runs from base 307 to 1536 and encodes 409 amino acids.